AUGUCAGAUUUUUUAAACAAAGGUAUAGAUUUGGUACAAAAGGCCAUUGAAGCUGACACUGCAACAAAAUAUGAUGAGGCAUACAAACUGUACUACAACGGCUUGGACUAUCUCAUGUUGGCUAUCAAAUAUGAGAAGAAUCCAAAAUCAAAGCAACUGAUUAGAAACAAAUUCACAGAGUACUUGUCAAGAGCAGAAGAACUGAAAGAGCAUUUGGAUAAACAGGAACAGACAACCCAAUCUGGUGAAAACUCAGCUACUAAUGGAUCCGUCAAGGCUAAGAAGGCUGGAGGUGGACCUGAUGGCGAUGACGACGAUAACAAGAAGUUGAGGGGUGCUUUGUCCAGCUCCAUUUUGAGUGAGAAACCUGAUGUCAAGUGGUCGGAUAUUGCUGGUUUAGAAGCUGCCAAAGAUGCUUUAAAGGAAGCGGUUAUACUACCUGUCAAAUUUCCUCAUUUAUUUACAGGGAAGAGGAAACCGACCAGUGGAAUAUUGUUGUACGGACCUCCUGGUACAGGUAAAUCUUAUUUGGCUAAAGCAGUUGCGACGGAAGCUAACUCUACAUUCUUUUCUGUGUCAUCUUCGGAUCUAGUAUCCAAGUGGAUGGGAGAGAGUGAAAGAUUAGUAAAACAGUUGUUCAACAUGGCACGAGAAAACAAACCUUCCAUUAUUUUCAUAGAUGAAGUGGAUGCUCUGUGUGGUCCGAGAGGGGAAAAUGAGAGUGAUGCUUCCAGAAGGAUCAAGACAGAGUUACUGGUUCAAAUGAAUGGUGUUGGCAACGACUCUGAUGGGGUACUAGUACUUGGAGCAACAAAUAUUCCAUGGCAAUUAGAUGCUGCCAUAAGAAGACGUUUUGAAAAGAGAAUUUACAUUGCGUUACCCGAACCUGAGGCUAGAGUGGAAAUGUUCAAGUUGAACAUUGGCAACACUGCCUGCGAAUUAGACAAUGAGGACUAUAGAACGUUAGCGUCCAUAACCGACGGAUAUUCCGGUCACGACGUCGCUGUUGUCGUUAGAGAUGCAUUAAUGCAACCGAUUAGAAAAAUUCAAAGUGCUACACAUUUCAAACCGACUGAAGAUGGAAAAUACACUCCAUGUUCACCAGGAGACGAAGGGGCCGUUGAAAUGAGCUGGAUGGAUUUAGAGACAGAGCAAUUGCAGGAGCCUGAGCUAACCAUGAAAGACUUCAUUAAGGCUGUUAAGAACAACCGUCCUACAGUGAAUAAACAAGACUUAGCACGGUUUGAGGAAUUCACAAAUGACUUCGGAUCUGAAGGUUAG
Molecule: messenger RNA, 1281 nt
Organism: Komagataella phaffii GS115
Lineage: Eukaryota; Fungi; Ascomycota; Pichiomycetes; Pichiales; Pichiaceae
Product: AAA-type ATPase that is regulated by Vta1p
Exons: 1
Coding region: 1-1281 (426 amino acids)
Biological process (GO): endosomal transport; vacuole organization
Molecular function (GO): ATP binding; ATP hydrolysis activity
Source: RefSeq, a predicted model, not a curated record